Molecule: messenger RNA, 456 nt
Organism: Penicillium argentinense
Lineage: Eukaryota; Fungi; Ascomycota; Eurotiomycetes; Eurotiales; Aspergillaceae
Product: DNA-directed RNA polymerase II core subunit RPB11
Exons: 5
Coding region: 1-456 (151 amino acids)
Biological process (GO): transcription by RNA polymerase II
Cellular component (GO): RNA polymerase II, core complex
Molecular function (GO): DNA binding; protein dimerization activity
Source: RefSeq, a predicted model, not a curated record
AUGUCCAACUUUCCAAGCACCCGUGGCCGCAACAUGGAUCCCGGUGAACACAGGAGCCACAACCACCCGUAUCAGAAGCGGGUUACUGGUCCCAGGCUCUUCGCCGAGGUGUUCAACACCACCCCUCUCCCUGAUAGCCGCGACACCUUCCUCCUCUCCAUCGGCGAGAAAAAGAUCGACGUUGAGAUCGACAGCCGCAUUCCCCACGCCGCCACCUUCACCUUCCACAAGGAGGACCACACCCUUGCCAACAUGCUCCGUGGUCGUCUUGUGCGCACUCCUCACGUUGUCUUCGCCGCUUACCGGGUCCCUCACCCUCUGAUUCCCAACUUCGAGUUGCGCGUCCAGACCGAUGGCGAGAUCACCCCCGCCAGGCCCCGCGAGUUCACCAAGGAAUUUGAGCUCCGCAAGAUGGCCAACAACGCCAACGAGCAGCCCGAGGGUGGCGCCGAGUAA